CCCUUCUCGCGGACCGCCUGGGUCCCGGUGGCGGCGGUGCCAAGCUCUUGGAUUUCGUGGCAAGGCUGCGGGCGCCCGUCCCUCGGUUCACCCUUUCACCCCUCCUUCAUCCCCAGGCGUCACGCGGGGUGGCGUGGUUUUUCCGCCCACUCCCGAGGCUGUGCUGGCGAGGACGGGAAUUGCAGGGCCUCUCCGCUUUGGCGAGCCCUGGAAUCCAAGUCCUCCCCGCCCCAGUCACUCUGCCGCGGGCGCGGGGGGCUCGAAAGAGGCUGGGGUUUGUUUCAAGAGGCUCAGAUUAGAGACGCAGCCUCUAAGUCUGAACUUGUCCUCGACCUCCCCCAGCCCUGCCGCCUCUGGUCGCGGAGACGCCCAGCAGCCGGCUCGGCAGCGGGCGGAACGGGCAGCAGCCUGGCCGUCCCGCAGAGCGCGGAGCCAGAGCGCUCCACAGCGGAGGUAGCGUGCGGCCGGACCGCCCAGGGCUUCCCUGCGGCGGGAGCGGAAGGCGAGCGGGGUGACAGGAAGGGUCCGCAGAGCCGGAGCUCCGCCCCCCUGGCCACCGGCUGGGAGGCCGGCAAUGAGAGUGGCAGCGGCGGAGGGCGCGGCGCCAGCGGAGAGGGGCGGAGACGCGGGCGCUGGUUGGCGUGAGCUCAGGGGCGGGGCGCGCGGGGCCGAACCGAAGACCGGGCCGGCUCCGGGCGCUGGAGCUGCAGGCGCCAGGAGAGGAGUCGCGAGCAGCUGGAGCGGAGUUGGAGGAAGAGGUGGCUGCGGCGAGAGGCUGGCGGGCGAGCGGGUUGGAGACAGCGAGCUGGGAUCGGGAACGGCGGGUAAUCAGAGGUGCAUCGGAGCCGUGCGUGCAGGAGGCCGCCGCUGCAGUCCAGACCGGGAGAAGAAGGAAGCCGGCGGACCGGGGAAGGUGAAGCUCGUGUGUGGAGUGCAACAGUAAAAUCAGACGACAGAUGGACAGUGCGACAAGAGUGUCCGAAAGGAUUGGGCCUCGCUGCGAGAGUCAGAGUGGAGUCAGAGUGUUGACAAGUUUCUGAAAAGGAAGCCAGUGGGAAGACUGUGGUCUGCAGAGGAAGUCGCGCCCUCUUCAGUCAUACCAUUGAUGGAGGACAGAUGGACAGCCAAUGGCCAAUCACCUCUCCUCUUAAACCUUUGGAGAGUUGUUCUUUGUCCUCUGCUGGACACAUAUUAGGAAUCUUACUACACUCUCUGAGUUCACUUUCCAGAGAGACGUAAAAUUAGACUGCGGUGUGUUACCAGACUCAUCUGUUGCAUGGUCACAGAUCUGCAAACAUGAGUGCCGAGGGGUACCAGUACAGAGCGCUCUAUGAUUAUAAAAAGGAGCGAGAAGAAGAUAUCGACUUGCACUUGGGUGACAUAUUGACUGUGAAUAAAGGGUCCUUAGUAGCUCUUGGGUUCAGUGAUGGACAGGAAGCCAAGCCUGAAGAAAUUGGCUGGUUAAAUGGCUAUAAUGAAACCACAGGGGAGAGAGGGGACUUUCCAGGAACUUACGUAGAAUAUAUUGGAAGGAAAAAAAUCUCACCUCCCACCCCAAAGCCCCGGCCACCUCGACCCCUUCCUGUUGCACCAGGUUCUUCGAAAACUGAAGCAGAAAGUGACCAACAAGCUUCGAGCCUUCCGGAUCUUGCAGAGCAGUUUGCCCCUCCUGACAUUGCUCCACCUCUUCUUAUCAAGCUCGUGGAAGCCAUUGAAAAAAAAGGUCUGGAAUGUUCAACUCUAUACAGAACACAGAGCUCCAGCAACCCAGCAGAAUUACGACAGCUUCUUGAUUGUGAUGCCGCCUCCGUGGACUUGGAAACAAUUGAUGUUCAAGUUUUAGCAGACGCUUUCAAACGGUAUCUCCUGGACUUACCAAAUCCUGUCAUUCCAGUAGCUGUUUACAAUGAAAUGAUUUCCUUAGCCCAAGAAGUACAAAGCUCCGAAGAAUAUAUCCAGCUGUUGAAGAAGCUCAUUAGGUCACCUACCAUACCUCAUCAGUAUUGGCUUACGCUUCAGUAUUUGCUAAAACAUUUCUUCAAACUCUCCCAAACCUCCAGCAAAAAUCUUUUGACUGCAAGAGUACUCUCGGAACUUUUCAGCCCUCUGCUUUUCAGAUUCCCAGCAGCCAGCUCCGAGAAUACUGAACACCUCAUACACAUUAUAGAAAUUUUAAUCUCAACAGAAUGGAACGAACGACAGCCUGCACCAGCACUGCCUCCUAAACCACCAAAACCCACUACUGUAGCCAACAACGGUAUGAAUAACAAUAUGUCCUUACAAGAUGCUGAAUGGUACUGGGGAGAUAUCUCGAGGGAAGAAGUGAAUGAAAAACUUCGAGACACAGCUGAUGGAACCUUUUUGGUACGAGACGCAUCUACUAAAAUGCAUGGGGACUAUACUCUUACACUAAGGAAAGGAGGAAAUAACAAAUUAAUCAAAAUAUUUCACCGAGAUGGGAAAUAUGGCUUCUCUGACCCAUUAACCUUCAACUCUGUGGUUGAAUUAAUAAACCACUACCGGAAUGAGUCUCUAGCUCAAUACAAUCCCAAGCUGGAUGUGAAAUUACUUUAUCCAGUAUCCAAAUACCAACAGGAUCAAGUUGUCAAAGAAGAUAAUAUUGAAGCUGUAGGGAAAAAAUUACAUGAAUAUAACACUCAGUUUCAAGAAAAAAGUCGGGAAUAUGAUAGAUUAUAUGAGGAUUAUACCCGUACUUCCCAGGAAAUUCAAAUGAAAAGAACAGCUAUUGAAGCAUUUAAUGAAACCAUAAAAAUAUUUGAAGAACAGUGCCAAACCCAGGAGCGGUACAGCAAAGAGUACAUAGAAAAGUUUAAACGUGAAGGCAAUGAGAAAGAAAUACAGAGGAUUAUGCAUAAUUAUGAAAAAUUAAAGUCUCGCAUCAGUGAAAUUGUUGACAGUAGAAGAAGACUGGAGGAAGACUUGAAGAAGCAGGCAGCUGAGUAUCGGGAGAUUGACAAACGCAUGAACAGCAUUAAACCAGACCUCAUUCAGCUGAGAAAGACAAGAGACCAGUACUUGAUGUGGUUGACUCAGAAAGGUGUUCGGCAAAAGAAGUUGAACGAGUGGUUGGGCAAUGAAAACACUGAAGACCAAUAUUCACUGGUAGAAGACGAUGAGGAUUUGCCCCACCAUGACGAGAAGACGUGGAAUGUCGGAAGUAGCAACCGAAACAAAGCUGAAAACCUACUGCGAGGGAAGCGAGAUGGCACUUUUCUGGUCCGGGAAAGCAGUAAACAGGGCUGCUACGCCUGCUCCGUAGUGGUGGACGGCGAGGUGAAGCAUUGUGUCAUAAACAAAACGGCCACCGGCUAUGGCUUUGCCGAGCCCUAUAACUUGUACAGCUCCCUGAAAGAACUGGUGCUACAUUACCAACACACCUCCCUUGUACAGCACAACGACUCCCUCAACGUCACACUAGCCUACCCGGUAUAUGCACAGCAGCGGCGGUGAAGCACGGACCCCCGAUCCUCCUGAUGUCCAGCCACCCUGAGGCCUCUGGAAAGCACAGGGCUCCUUCUCCAGCCUGACCUGUGAAUUGAGCUGCGGACACCAAGCCGUCUGUCUUCAGAUGGGACUCGCGCUUUCGACAAAAAAAGUAGUACGGGAAGACACGCAGCCUCGCGCUGUGCGAUGACCAGACGUUGCUAAUCUGGAGUGCUUAUCCUUCCUUCCUUCCUUUCCUUUUUUAUUUUUUGGGGGAUUUAAUUUAAAGCCACCACACGACACACAACACAAAGAGAAAAAGAAAUGCAAAAAUCUCUGCGUGCAGGGACAUAGAGGCCUUUACCCAUGGUGCUCGUUCACGCUUUCUGAAGCUUUACCAGCUCAAAGUUGGGACCUUGUAGACCAGAGGAUGGAUGGGGCUGAAGAGCCCUGGCCUGGGAUCGCUCGGUCCAGCCUGGUUUAGCCUGGGUGUUGCUGUGCACGGUGGACCCAGACACUUCGCACUGUGGAUUAUUUCAUUUUCUAACAAAUGAACAAUAUGUAGCAGAAAGGCACUUCCGGCGCACAAGGGACACUUUGGAAGAACAUCAGCUCACGUAUGUUCAGAGGAAAUUCUGUUGUAGCAAAGUGCCAGAAAGUGUUUUGUUUAAACUUUUCAAAAACAAAACAAAACCCACCAACAGAAAGAAAUGGAACUUGGAAAAUAGGACUUAAAGUGAAACUCAGUAUAUAAAAUAUGUACAUAACAUUGGAUGACUAACUAUCAAAUAGACGGAUUUGUAUCAAUACCAAAUAGCUUCUGUUUUGUUUUGCUGAAGGCUAAUUUCACAGUGCUAUGCAAUUCUUAAUUUUCAUUGUUAUCUCAGUUUUAAAUGUACCUUCAGAAUAAGCUUCCCUUGCCCCAGUUUUUGUUGCUUGAAAAUACUGUUGUCCCUGAUUUUUGUGUUAAUAUUCAUUUUGUUAUUCUUUUAUCUUUUUUUUUUUUUAAGAAAAAAUGUACAGGAUGCCAGUUUAAAAAAGGCUUCAGAAUUAAAACUAUGAAAUAUUUUACAGUUUUUCUUGUACAGAGUACUUGGCUGUUAGCCCAAGGUUAAAAAGUUCAUAACAGAUUUUUUGGACUAAAUGUUUUGUUGGGCAGUGCCUGAUAAGCUUCAAAGCUGCUUUAUUCAAUAAAAAAAAAAAGAGAAAGAUAUAUGACUAUGACAAAGUAUCGCUGAGUUCAACAAUGUUUCAAGACUCUUAAAAUACGGUACCUGACAAUGUUUGUUUCAUAAAGAAUUGUGAACUUCUUGGAUCUAGGGAGGGGGGAUGUAGCAAAGGGAUGUACAGGUAGGGUGCAGGGAGGGGUGGCAUGCACUUUCUCAUGAUUACAGAAGAAGGAACUAACUGCAAAGUGAAGUUGCUUAUACUUCAGUCUUUUCCAACUUUGAUCUGCUAGUUCUCAAUUGUGACAAUUACACACCUACUAGGACUCUAACACAGUGCAGCUGGUCAGAUAUUUCAGUUCUUAGGAAGGAAGUUAAGACUCCAGGAACAGCGUUCCACCUUUGUUUGGAACACUGAUUUCAAGGUAUAAUCGCUACAUUUAGAAAAGAUAUCUCUUUUUAACAUUGGACUACCAUUACAACCAACUAACAUUCAUUUUAGAAAAAGCAUGAUCUGAAAAAAUGUUUUUAUCUGGAUAUUUGUUCUUUUUCCAAGCUUUCCGUUCACUUUAGAUCAUAAAGUGAAUAGGCAUGAUCGUGAAACUUACUGCUCUGGGGCUGUGUGGGGCUGAUUCGAGUCAUGGCCAUUUCAGGAAUCAUAACAGUCCUUCUCAUUCAUCCAAAUAAUCGUAUGUGUUAUACUCCCACUGUGGGGAAAAGGAAGGGGUUGUUAGUCAUCUUUCCAAUUUAAGGCAAGCAUGAGGGGCCUCUGAUUCACAGAUGCAAAAGCCUGGGUUCGGUGGAAAUUGUACAUGUAUUGGGAGGAAUAAAGGAUGAUUAUAUUCACGGUCAGUAGGCCGGUAGAUUAAAACGACAUCUUACAAUUUCAGUUGUCCUUUCUCAACAUCAGAUUCAUCCACAGCUUUAUUUCUCUUCCCUCAAAUACUGGGGUGGGGGGGUUUUGUUUUGCUAAUGUUGUUCCUUUUGAAAUUCUUUUGAAAGACUCCUCCUAGCAGCUGAGUUAAUCAACUGUAGAAUGUAUUUUUUUUCCCUCUGUCCGUGAAGCUAUUCAUAUCAAGAGCAAUAGUCAGUCUUGCAGCCAGACUGACAGCCCUUAAACUUGACUAUACUGAUCGGACCAUCUCCCUCUCAUCUCCGGACAGUUGAUGAUUUCCCUGGUUUGCGUCUGUGUCUGGUUUAAAUCUCUCCUUCCAUGUCACAUAGAAGUCUAACAGUUAAUAGUAGUUUAUAAACUAGGGUUUUUUUGUUGUUUUGUUUUUUGGUAGCACAUCCAUGUAUGCUGUUAAGUAUAAAUUUUCAUUUAAUUUCUAAACUAUAAGAUCUGAGAUGGAAUGUUUCAUUAACAGCUACGUUUCAUUAACAGUUUUGUUAGUGUUUUUGCUUCAACACUUCGCAAGAUGACAUGGUGUUAGGCACCUGCCUUAUUUUUGCGUCGCACAGGCAUACACAAUAGAUUUCCUUUGAUCUGCAAGGGCAGGAUGCCUCGUUCCAUAUCACAGUGAGUUACACCAUACCUAUGACGUUACACCUCUGCCAAAUGCCUGCUUGUGUGUAUGUAGCAUGCCCGCCACAUAUGUCAUUCUAGAUGUUUGACCCACAGGGCUCUAUGGGUUCAUUCAGACACUCACCUCCUAACAACAUAGUCUCAGUGGCUCAAGAGUAUGAAUGGAUACAGCAGAGGCACUGUGACACAUCCUCUUAUCCAUGCAUUGAUUUUCCCCACCCAGUAUGCCAUCCUAAAAAUAAAAAGCCUAAGCUGCAAAGAGGCUGUGACAGGGCUACAGAAGUGGAAGCACUGGGACCUGAUAUUAGGAGAGAAAAAUUAUAACCAUGUGAAAAGGCAAAAAGCAAGUGUUUGCAACAUCUGACAACUUCUCGGCCCUUGAUAUAUGUAUAUAUGUAUAUGUGCAUGGAUUGUGUUUCCAGUACACCUUUCAACCAAAAGAGAUCCACAGUCGUUGAGUUCAAGUACAUAACAAGCAAAUGUCUAGUACAGUUCUUGUAUAUGUGUAUGGGUUGUUUUUUUCCUCUGAAGUUGCUUUGUUUUGUCUUAUAAAGGUGAAAAUUGUUUGCAAGUGAAGUGAGAAGUUCAUAAUUCUUUGGCUUUUUUCCUGUUUUUAAAAGUUCCUCCUUUGGGGAAGCUGGUCUGGAUGACCCGCUUAACUUGGAAAUCUUCGUUUUCAAUGUGUCAAGUCCAAAUGUGUUUAUGUGAGCUGUCACUGUAGGGAACCAAGUGCUUUGUCAUAUAGCUGGUUAUGAACUAGUAAUGUGUUUGGGAAGUCCUACUGAUGUUCCUUAUUGGGAGAAAAAUUCUGCUGGUUUUUAACAACUGUGCUUUUGCUAUGCAUGGUAUCCAAGUCAGUUGGAAAGCAGACCCUGAAAUUUGAGUUGAGGGUCAUUUAAGAAAGGGGCAGUUUAAAGCACAAUGCCUCACAUGGGACAAAGUUCCAAAAUACUAAAAUCUUAUUUUUAAAAAAUCUAGUUCUAUAAAAUACUAGUAUUAUGCGUGAGAAGGGAACAGAAUUGGGUUCAUUGGAAACACUAUCCAACUUAACAUUAAACUUGUCACCAUGAGAUAGCAUUAGCUGCCCAGGAUGCUGCUAUUAAAAAAAAAAACAAAAACAAAAAUAUUCAUUUAUAUCUGUGUAUUUUUUAAAG
Molecule: messenger RNA, 7289 nt
Organism: Rhinolophus ferrumequinum (greater horseshoe bat)
Lineage: Eukaryota; Metazoa; Chordata; Mammalia; Chiroptera; Rhinolophidae
Gene: PIK3R1
Product: phosphoinositide-3-kinase regulatory subunit 1
Exons: 16
Coding region: 1297-3471 (724 amino acids)
Biological process (GO): insulin receptor signaling pathway; phosphatidylinositol phosphate biosynthetic process
Cellular component (GO): phosphatidylinositol 3-kinase complex
Molecular function (GO): protein binding; 1-phosphatidylinositol-3-kinase regulator activity
Source: RefSeq, a predicted model, not a curated record